Molecule: messenger RNA, 3316 nt
Organism: Passer domesticus (house sparrow)
Lineage: Eukaryota; Metazoa; Chordata; Aves; Passeriformes; Passeridae
Gene: CKAP4
Product: cytoskeleton associated protein 4
Exons: 2
Coding region: 1-1614 (537 amino acids)
Cellular component (GO): rough endoplasmic reticulum
Source: RefSeq, a predicted model, not a curated record
AUGUCGGCCGCCAAGCACCGGGGCCCUAAGGGGGGCAGCCCGCCCGCCGCCAACGAGAAGAGCGCGCAGCUCGGCGGCGGCGACGAGCCGCCGGCCAAGAAGCAGGCGGCGGCGGGGCACGGCCGGGGCGGCAGGGCCGGCGGGGGGGGCCGCUCUGGCGCCGGUCCCCGCCGCGGCUGGGCGAUGCUGCUGGGAGCCGCGGUGGUGCUGGGCGCCGCGCUGCCCGCCGGCUGGUACGUGCUGCAGCUGCAGGAGGAGGUCGGGCGGAGCGCCCGGGAGGUGGAGGCCUCCGGCCGGCAGCGGCAGGAGCUGGCCGCCACCCUGGACACCGUGGUGCAGAAGGUACGUUCUCUUCAAACCACAUUUGGAGAGUUUGAAUCCAUGAUGAAAAUUGUUCAGCAGAAGCAGGAGGUGAGUGAGAAGGCUGUUAAACAAGGGGAGAGUGAAAUAAACCGGAUCAGUGAAGUGCUUCAGAAACUGCAGAAUGAAAUUUUGAAAGACUUGUCUGAUGGCAUUCACAUGGUGAAGGAUGCAAGGGAACGAGACUUCACAUCUCUGGAAAACACGGUGGAAGAGAGACUAACAGAGCUGACCAAGUCUAUAAAUGAUAACAUUGCUGUAUUCACUGAAGUCCAGCAAAGGAGCCAAGAUGAAAUCAACAAUAUGAAAGCAAAGGUUGUUUCACUAGAACAGGCAGAUGUCUAUAAACAUGAAAUUAAGGUGCUAAAAGAUGCUUUUGAUGAGAUGCAAGCAUCCAUGAAAAUGAAAGAAAAGGACAUAGAGACCUUGAAGAGUACAAUAGACUCCAUGGAGUCUGAUGUGUACACUGAAGUGAAAGAGUUAGUCAACCUCAAACAAGAACACGAGAAGUUCAAAGAGGCUGCGGACACUGAACACCUUUCAUUAAAAGCUUUACAAGAGAAAGUUCUGAGAGCUGAGGAUUCUAUUAUGCAGCUCCCUAGUGAUAUUAAAAGACUUGAUGAAGAUUUACUACAAGUUAAAGCCAACCUCAACAAAUGGGAAGAUAAUGAAAUCUUCAGAAAAGCAUUAGAAACUUUUGGGAAGAACAGUGAAGGACUGGCGUCUCGAUUGAGGCACAUAGAAGACAGCCUAGAGUCUCUAGCAUCUGUUGCUGCUCAAAACAGUGAAAAGUUGAAAUCUUUCCUUUCUAAGGAGGCAGAGUAUGAGAAUAAGCUCAAUACCCUAGAACAAAGCAUUACCACUCUUCAGGGACUCUCAAAUACAGAUGUAACUUCAGUCACAGAUGUUCUGAAAAAUCUUGGUGAGGCACAGACUUCACUGUACAACGACAUGGAAACCUUAAAGAGAAGCAUCAGUGACUUGCCAUCCUCUGGUGCUCUCCAGGAUUCUCAAGGUUACCUUGAAAAGUUUUCUUCUAUGGAAGGCUCUGUAGAUGAACUGAGAUCUUCUGUUAGCCAGGUCGAUUCCGAUUUGAAAAUGCUAAGAACUGCAGUGGAUAGUUUAGUUGCCUAUUCAGUGAAAAUUGAAAAUAAUGAGAACAGCUUGGAGUCUGUGAAGAGCUCAGUAGAUGAUUUGAGGAAUGAUCUGGAAAGGUUGUUUGUGAAAGUAGAAAAAAUACAUGAAAAUAUUUAGGCAAUGGUGCUCCUUGGGCAAAUAAUGGGUUAAGGAGAAUAGCUUUUUUAUGCCCUGUUUUUUACUCUUUUAAAAAGCAAUUUGAUACCUCCAAAGAGAAUAAGAAUACUUUCAUAAUAGAGACAGUUCUGCUUAUUUCAUUUAUUUCUUUUCCUUGUAGUGUGUUUGGAGUUUUUGUUAUUUGGUUUUUUCUUUCUCCUAAAUUUUGUUUUAAGAAAACACAAGUUUAUUUGGGGGUUGAGUUUCUUAAGGGCUCAUCUUCUCUAUGAAGUUGUACCACAGUUAAGUGUAGUGGUGUAACUACAGCCUCAUUAGCAUGGACACAUAUUUAAUGGCAUGAAGGUGUUUCACACUGCCACUAGAUAUCCCACACAGAAAGACUACAGCUGCUCUGGUACCCAAAGCAUACUGCUGCACUCACGGGGAAUUUACUGGUAUGUUUUGGUUCAAGAAACAAAACUACAUGCUCUCUUAAACUGUUCACUGUGAUGAACUUAACAGUGGAGCAGGUGUGCAGCACCUCACCUGUUUCUGCCAUUUGGGACUCAGAUGUGGUCAGUUCACCAAGGGUCAGCUGAGCUGUCGUGUAUUUCAGUGAGACCUUAGUCUGUACCAAGGAACUAACAAGGUCUGAGGUGAGUGGCACUGCCUGGGGCUAAGGUCUACAAGAUUCAUUCUUUGUGAUCACAGGGUUCUUGGCCAGCAUUUUCAGCUGCUGGUGCAGAAGAUCCGUGCUUAGAAGGGACAUCUGAAGGAUGGGAUUAAUUUCAAGAGGGUACAGUAAUAUUUUUGCCAUAUUUUUAGACUGUUUACAUGAUUAGACUGUGUCUUCCUUAGAAAGAUCUAAUUUGGUCUUUGAUAAGGGAUUUUUCUAUAGAAAUCAUCACAAAUUUGAGGGAAGAGAGGAACCAAAAUUGCACCUGUUGUGUUCCAUAUAUUACAAGCAUGCUAACAACAGCAAUAAUACACUCCAAAACACACAAGAGGGGAAAUCACCAUGAAAUCAGCAGAAUUGCUUCUAUGGCAUAUACAUUUCCAGGUUUUCACACAGCUGACAGUGACCUGAACUCUUAUUACGUAUUCAGGACUUGGUGCCUGAUUCUUGUCACUACUUUUGUCACCAGGUGUCUGGCUGAGGCAUUGGUAGCAAAGGAUCCUUCUAGGAGACCUAGUCUAGGAGAGUGAGGAAAAAGUGUCAUAAUUCUGUAGAUGAUCUUUUAAAAACCACUUUCUUGUGGAGCUUCUUUGGUUUUCUGUCUUUUUGGAAAGGAUUUCUAAUAUCCCUCCUUUUCAAGUUUACUUUUGAACUUUUUCCAAAUAAUUGGUAAAGAAGUCUGCAUGUAGUUACCUUGGAAAUGCCCACCUCAGCUUGGACCAGACAGAUCCUCGACUGUGUUAGAUGAAAAUUCCUUGAAAUAGCAUCUCCCAGAAGUGGGAACAGCACAGGUGAAAAGGAGUUCUCCUAGGUAAAUAGGAUACUGAACCAUAUCCAGUGUUGUUCCCACUGUAAACAGGAAAGAAUUGCUGUCAGAGAAAGAGGGAGCCAUGGCAUUAAGGUAACUGUUGUCACUGUUGGAACUGCACUGUUCUUUGUUGACUUCUCAAGUUCUUGGACAAUGUUGUUUAGGUUACUGUGAAAUGAACUGUAUGGCUUAUUUGCAGUAUUUUUAAUACAUAAUAAACAUUUGGAAUAUUCUUUGCA